Bufo gargarizans (Asiatic toad) is the source of this 1157-nucleotide messenger RNA. RefSeq names its product cleavage and polyadenylation specific factor 4 like (gene CPSF4L). Gene Ontology annotation, molecular function: zinc ion binding; RNA binding. Lineage: Eukaryota; Metazoa; Chordata; Amphibia; Anura; Bufonidae. The coding region runs from base 57 to 707 and encodes 216 amino acids. The transcript has 7 exons. The record is from RefSeq and is a predicted model, not a curated record.
AGUCCGGAGCAGCAGUGUGUGACUUCUUCAUACGAGGCCUAUGUAAGAAAGGUCCCAUGUGCCCCUUCCGUCACCUGACGGGGGAGAAGACUGUAGUCUGCAAGCACUGGCUGAGGGGUUUGUGCAAGAAAGGCGACCACUGCGAGUUCCUCCAUGAGUACGACAUGGGUCGAAUGCCCGAAUGUUACUUCUAUUCCAAAUUUGGUGAAUGCAGCAACAAAGACUGCCCCUUCCUGCACAUCGACCCAGCGUCUAAGAUUAAGGAUUGCCCCUGGUACGACAGAGGAUUCUGCAAACAUGGUCCGGCAUGCAAACACAGACACACCCGCAGAGUGAUGUGCACCAACUACCUGGUUGGCUUCUGUCCAGAAGGUCCUAGGUGUAAAUACGUCCACCCCAAAGUAGACUUGGUUCUCUGCAGUCCGGACCACACAAAGCUUGCUGCUGGCCCUCAGAGGCCGCUGGGCCCCUCACUCCCCUGCGAUCCCGAGUCCAUGUCGAAGCACCCGGCUCUCCUGAUGGAGCUCCCACACCUCUCACACCUGACUGUGCUCACCAUGAUAAACGAACGCUUUAGAAAGAUGCAUGAAAACGUCUGUGGGGGUCUGAGACCCCUGGAACAAGUCACAUGCUUCAAGUGCGGAGACCGAGGCCACUACGCCAACAAAUGCAGCAAAGGCCGCUACGCCUUUCUGAUAAGGAAGUGACUAGAAGAUGGCGGAGGGGCGGUUGUGUGGACACAGACAGGAGCACCGCGUCCUCGUCCAUUCAAGUGAGGAUCUCCGCAAGCUGUGCUCAAAAGGGCGACGUUUAAAAGUGCUGCAAAUGACUAUUCUAUGUCCAUCGAUGACCCCUAAACUGCUAAAUUAUAGAAUAAAUUAUAUUUUCAUACAACUGCAGGACUGACCUAUUCCGAGGCAAUUUUAACCGGUCCGGUAAGGUCCGUCAACAGCAGCUUGUUUAUGGCUUCUAGGUGGUCAAAGUGAAGAGAAAAUGGUAAAACAUAAUGACGGAGGCUGGGAAUUUGCUGCCUAUAGUGUUUUUCCGACAAUGGGGGUCCCGCAACACUGUCAAGAAGCGGGGCUGGGGGAUAGAGCCGGCACAAUACCAGAAUUUAGCAUUAGGUACCAAGGAAAGAAUUGUGAUACAUGAUACCA